CUUAUUAUGCUCCACUAUGUACAUUGUCCUGUAGAUGUAAAGAAGCGUACAGGUUCUUAUUAGACACAACGAUCUGUAGCUUGCGUACUUUAAAAUCUGACCGAAGAUGUCCCGCAAAACUGUAAAAACGAUCCUGAAAGAUGUACUUGGAGAUUUAGAAUCGAAAAACUUUAAAAAGUUUAAACAUGCUUUGUCCGAUCGCCAGCAGGAACCCCGUAUUCCAGGGUCAGUCCUCGAAAAGGCGGAUGAACUGGAUAUAGUGGAUGUUCUUGUGAGAACGUACACUGAGAAGAAAGCUAUUCCAGUGGCGAUAGAGGUCCUUCAUGAUAUUGGUUGUCAUGAUCUUGCAGAAAAGCUUGACAAAUACAUGAAAGAGGAACAGGGACCUUCUGUUGGAAACCACGCGAUGGGAGGCAAACACUUCGUGGACUUCCACCGGGCCGCUCUGAUCCAGAGAGUCACUUCGGUGCCCGUGAUCUUGGAUGGUCUCCUGGAAGAGGAGGUUUUAGACGACGAAAAGUACAGCGAAGUGAAUGCAGAGAAGACCCGUCAGGAGAAGAUGAGGAAGCUAUAUUGUUUCAUAGCAGGCAGCAAUGCAGGGAAAGAUGCUUUCUACAAGAGCCUUGAGGAACAUGAGAAAUUUCUUAUGAAAGACCUCAAAGGUUAACUGAUAGACCAACUGACCAACAUGAUUACACAAAUGAAAGUAAAGAAAACUGCCUUAUC
Molecule: messenger RNA, 726 nt
Organism: Osmerus eperlanus (European smelt)
Lineage: Eukaryota; Metazoa; Chordata; Actinopteri; Osmeriformes; Osmeridae
Product: apoptosis-associated speck-like protein containing a CARD
Exons: 4
Coding region: 107-667 (186 amino acids)
Biological process (GO): regulation of apoptotic process; innate immune response; inflammatory response
Source: RefSeq, a predicted model, not a curated record